AUGGGUUUCACCACUGCUAUUCUUGUUCUUGAGAUGGCCUGUUCGGCGUGGCUGAAUUCCGAGGGUGGACACCCAAGGCGCUCACCAGUUCGACGAUCGGCCGUUGCAAUUGCCCAGCCUCUGUUGGGGAGCACAGCGAAGCUUUUAGCGGGGAACGCGCUUCGGUUGGAACCAGAUUUGGUUGUCCUUGGGCUAAAUUCUUUUCCUCACGAGGGAUACAGUGGAGUCAGGGAGGUGAUUCCAGCUGAGGUUGAAAAGGAUAUCCUCAUCCUCGACUGGAAUCGAGCAUAA
This is a messenger RNA of Aspergillus niger, 291 nucleotides long. RefSeq lists its product as hypothetical. The record is from RefSeq and is a predicted model, not a curated record. NCBI's taxonomy places the organism in Eukaryota, Fungi, Ascomycota, Eurotiomycetes, Eurotiales, Aspergillaceae. The coding region runs from base 1 to 291 and encodes 96 amino acids. The transcript is spliced from 2 exons.